This is a messenger RNA of Wasmannia auropunctata (little fire ant), 884 nucleotides long. RefSeq names its product 60S ribosomal protein L13 (gene RpL13). Gene Ontology annotation, biological process: translation. Bases 156 to 815 code for a protein of 219 amino acids. Gene Ontology annotation, cellular component: cytosolic large ribosomal subunit; ribosome. Gene Ontology annotation, molecular function: RNA binding; structural constituent of ribosome. The record is from RefSeq and is a predicted model, not a curated record. Lineage: Eukaryota; Metazoa; Arthropoda; Insecta; Hymenoptera; Formicidae. The transcript is spliced from 4 exons.
CCAUCGUAUGUUCUACGUUAUACGUAACGACGGGAACGCGCAGCUUUUUAUGUUCCCGACAGCUUUUGACUCAUACGUGUGAUCCUCGUGAUGAGAUAAUUGUUUUCGAUUUGCGUUCAGUUUACGUCACGAAAAAGAGAUAUUAGACAUUAACCAUGGGUAAGGGAAAUAAUAUGAUUCCAAAUGGCCAUUUCCAUAAGGAUUGGCAACGAUACGUGAAGACCUGGUUCAAUCAACCGGCGAGGAAGAUCCGCCGUAAGCAGAAACGUCUCAAAAAGGCCCGAGCUGCGGCCCCCAGGCCCGUAAACCUUCUGAGACCCAUCGUGCAUUGCCCGACAUUCCGCUAUCACACCAAGGUUCGCGCUGGUAAGGGUUUCACGCUCGCCGAGCUGAAAGCUAGCGGUUUGAACAGGAGAUUUGCUAAAACAAUCGGAAUUGCGGUCGAUCCUCGUCGUCGCAACAAGUCCAUCGAAUCCUUGCAAACCAAUGCUCAACGCUUGAAGGAAUAUAAGGCUAAAUUGAUCCUGUUCCCUGUAAAUGAGAAGAAGCCUAAGAAGGGCGAUGCGACCGAAGAGGAGAGGAAACUGGCGGUUCAGAUCAAGGGCGAGCCCAUGCCCAUCCGUCACCAGGCACCUGCGAAGGCAAAGGCUCGUCCGAUCACCGAGGAGGAGACCAAAUUCUCGGCAUAUGUAACCCUUCGUAAGGCACGAGCUGACGCGCGAUUAGUCGGCAUUCGUGCGAAGCGCGUCAAAGACGCGUCAGAGAACCCCGACGAUGUGACCAAAGUCGCGAAGGAUAAGAAACCGAAGAAGUAAUUCUCUAUACAUAUGACAUCUCUUUUUCUUUAUGUAUAUACAAAAAUAAAAUUUUCCUCUGACGGAAAA